GUGCCAUUUAUACGGCAUUUAAAUUUUUUUCAGUGUAUGUAAUUGAAAUAAUAAUUUUUCCACAUUAUGUAUGCAUAGAAAGCUUCUUGUCUCCAAUUUAAGACGUCUCUGUGAUUAAGACAUUAUUGAGAACAAAAAACAUCAACUUAAAUUUCUACAGGAUGCGAAUAGACAUCCUGGCAAAUUUAAAAAUAGCUACAGUAUUUAGGCAUUGAACAGUGAUCAUCAAAACAUUUAUUGUGCUUUGAAAAUGGAACUGCCAGUUGAAAUAAUUGAGAGGAUUCUUCUCAAAUGUGACGGAAAAACUUUGAGAACUGCUAAAUGUGUAAGUUCUGACUGGAAAGAGAUCGUGGAAUAUUUAUCUAAAAAAACGCCUAUUUGGAAAUGGUGUUGUAAUGAGGAAAUUCCAGAGAAAGAACUUGUAGAUUAUGUGGACAAAUAUGAUAGAAUUGAUUUGGAAAAAUGGGAGAAAAUAUACAGCAAUUGGUCUUCAUGGCAGAAUUUACAAGAAGAUAUAAGAUAUGUUAUUGUAAGCAGUCCUGCAGAAAUUCCCCGCAUAUCUUGUUUAGCAGUUUCAGGACAUUAUAUUGCUGUGGGUUCAGAAGAUGGAAGGGUUAGAAUAUUCACAGAACACUGGAAACCAUUUUAUACUUCUCGUCAUAAAGCAACAAGGGUGAAAAACAUCAAUUUCAUUGAUUGGGAGAACAAGGAUAUGUGUUUAGUUAUUGCUUAUCCUAGGAGUUUAAUUAUUGAAUGUUUCAAUGAUUUGAGUAAUACUACUUUCAUAGAAGAUGUAAUCAAUCAUAGUGUUUAUAAGAACUAUAUCUGCUAUGAAAAAGCAAGAGGUCGAAUCAAUAUCGUAAAAAUCCACAACAAUGGUAAUACUAAUACUUUGAUCCAAAUUUGGUUUUCAAGAAUUUAUUCUUCACUUUAUCCGAAUUGUUUAAAUAUUUGGAAUGGAAUUUGUACAGUUGUGAUUAAUAAUGAAGUGCAGAGGUUCCAUUAUAAUGCAGAUGAAGAGACUACACAAAUGUGUGAACUGAUAAGAACAGCAAAGCUGAAGACAAGUCUCAGUUUAACCUCUAGGAUAACGUAUCAGAUUUUGAAAGAUGAUAUCAUUAUUGCUCUAGGUAGAGAUGAUUCUUUUGCAAAGGAAGAAUACAUAGAAUUUUUUAUAAUUGGACCAAACGAUGAAUGCAGUAGAAAACUGUUCAAUACAUGGGAUACUCUCAGAUCAUUCAUAACUUGCAUUUUUGUGUAUGGAAACACCCUACUUUUGGGUGUUGACACUGGAGAUGUUUAUUUCUACAAUGUCUCUUGUUGGAAACGAUUAGAUAUUCGAAACUAUCAGAAAAAAAUAAUUGUUGGAAGGCAUCCAAUAAUCAGCAUAGAUGUGAAGGAAACCCUAGAAGAGAGGAAGUUUUACGUCACUUCGAACUUUUGUAUUCAUGAACUGAGAUGUUAUGAUACAACUGGUUAUAUCUGAAAGUAUUAACUUACCUUUUUUUUGUUAUUUCAAUUCAUUAAGUAUCUAUUUAUUUGCUAUUAAUCUUUCUUCGAUUAAAAUUAUUUCGAUAAAAGCAUUUCGAUUGUUUCAAUGCUAAAAUUCGAAUUUAUCUGUGAUAAGAUUUUUUAAGAGAUAACUUCGGCUAAUAGUUAUAAUAUGUUUAUGUAUUAAUAUUUUUGUAAAAAUGUUUCAUAUGGAAAAUAAAGUCUUUUGAGUA
Coccinella septempunctata (seven-spotted ladybird) is the source of this 1724-nucleotide messenger RNA. RefSeq lists its product as uncharacterized. The coding region runs from base 251 to 1486 and encodes 411 amino acids. Gene Ontology annotation, molecular function: protein binding. The transcript is spliced from 8 exons. Lineage: Eukaryota; Metazoa; Arthropoda; Insecta; Coleoptera; Coccinellidae. The record is from RefSeq and is a predicted model, not a curated record.